AUGUCUCCGGCGACAUCGACGAUUCUCGUCGGUGGACGCCGCCGUGUCUCGCGCGAUUCACACGGCGGCGAAGCCACUACUCCCGCCGUUUCUCCUCCUACUCCUCGAGAUCUCUGCCGAUUUCCGAUUCUCCUUCCCGUGUCCCUUUCCCUUCUCCUCUCCCCUCCGUUACGACCUUUCCUCAUCCCGUUCCUCCUCGGCCUCCUCCUCGAUCUAAUCUUCGUCGGAAUCGUGAAGCUAACCUUCCGUCGAGCUCGUCCCGCUUACAAUCAUCCAUCAAUGUCCGCCGCCGUAUCCGCUGAUCACCAGGGGCGGAUCUAG
Molecule: messenger RNA, 321 nt
Organism: Microthlaspi erraticum
Lineage: Eukaryota; Viridiplantae; Streptophyta; Magnoliopsida; Brassicales; Brassicaceae
Source: the annotation of a GenBank genome assembly